Klebsormidium nitens is the source of this 564-nucleotide messenger RNA. The record is from the annotation of a GenBank genome assembly. Lineage: Eukaryota; Viridiplantae; Streptophyta; Klebsormidiophyceae; Klebsormidiales; Klebsormidiaceae.
GGCCACCCUCCAAGAACUCUCGGAGCACACCCCAUCACACCGGUCAAGAAGCUGCCGCCCCCAUCUCCUUCGCCUGCUGAAGACAAGGCGCUGUGCCAGGAUUCGACGGGCCACGUGGGUGCCGAGAAAGGUCAGCGGACGGUCGCGUAUGCGGAGAAGGGCGCCGCUGUUCGGAUCGACGAGCAGGAGACACCGCGGGCCGGAGCGAAGGUGCAAGUAGCGGGAAAGAGAGUGGUGAAUCUGAAGCACGCAUCGGCGAGCCAUGUCGACGAGGUUGCUGUGUCCACGCAGCUGUUGCCCGCCACCUCCCACUCUGUCGCCGACGUCUUCAAGAUUGGAGCGCCAGAAGCGCCACCACAUGGCGCCGGCCUGGAGGGGUCCGCAAAAGGUGCGUUCCCGUCAUCUGAGAGCGAACAGACGACGGGAAGUGUGCCUGCCGGGGAGACGUCUAAGGGAGCGGCGGGAGACGGAAACAAAGCGGAUACGGUGCCAGAGAGCAAGAAGGAGAACGAGAGCGCGCAAGCUUCACCUCAGGCGGCCAGCGACGAGGAGGUCGCCACGUAG